AAUAUUGUACACGUCAUGAGAAGAGCAAUUUGUAAAUUUGUGUCUUUAGUGUACAUUUUCAUCUUCAUCCGUAACGGGCAGACGCGUAAAUGUGUGAAUUUGACAAUUGAGAAGAUAACAGAUAUUUAUGGCUUUUCUAAGAGCCUUUAUUGGGACAAUUGUACUCAAAAGUUGUAUUUUGUUAAUUUUCACGAUCAAUAUGUAUAUAGUCUAGAUCCCGUAACAGGUGUUGUGAAUAGUGCAUACGUAGAACAUGGAAGUAUUGGAGUUGCUAUACCUAUAGCUGGUACGACUGACCAAUUGAUAGCAGGUGCGGGAAAAGAUGUUGUUCUCGUUACGUGGGACGGAAACAGCAAUAAAUCGAACGUACCAGUCAAAGUAUUGUUUUCGCUUGACUCUCAGGUUUCAACAAGAACCUAUGACGGGAAAGUGGAUCCAACUGGAAGAUUGUGGAUCGGUACUAUGAGUGAUAAAGUUGCUAUGAAUGAUAUGAAUAAAAUGGCAGAAAUCCCUAAACAAGGAUCGUUAUAUCGCAUUAAUGAUGACCUAAAACCCGAGAAGAAAAUAUCACCCGUUACAAUAAGUAACGGAUUGGCAUGGAAUAGACAAAAUAGUCUCAUGUAUUAUAUUGAUACACUUACUCAGGUUGCAGCGUAUGAUUACAGUCCGAAUAAUGGGACAAUAUCUAACAAGAAGAUUGUAUUUGAUCUUAAUAAGACUAAUUUGGAAGGAUCACCCGCUGGAAUGACUAUAGAUACAAAUGGCAAUAUUUGGAUAGCAUUAUUUGGUGGAUCUCGAGUAAUUGGCGUGAGACCGAGGACAGGAACUGUAUUAUGUAAAGUCGAGUUUCCAGUUAAAAACGUAAUCAGUGUCACGUUCGGUGGUCCGCUUCUAGAUACUUUGUACGUGACCACAGCUGGUUACAUUUUAGAUAAAGAGCAAAACCUGGAUUCUCAAAUUGGUGCUAUAUUUGCAAUAAAAGGCCUAGAAGUGCGUGGAAUUCCAGAUAAUAUGUUUAAAUUAGCGAAGCAUUAAAAAAUAAAAAUUAUAAAGGCUGUUAAUCAAGA
Molecule: messenger RNA, 1067 nt
Organism: Trachymyrmex septentrionalis
Lineage: Eukaryota; Metazoa; Arthropoda; Insecta; Hymenoptera; Formicidae
Product: regucalcin-like
Exons: 6
Coding region: 16-1035 (339 amino acids)
Biological process (GO): L-ascorbic acid biosynthetic process
Molecular function (GO): gluconolactonase activity; calcium ion binding
Source: RefSeq, a predicted model, not a curated record